AUGCCCCUUGGCCAGUCGUCGCCUUUCGAGACGAUAGACGACAAGCACCAUGCCGGUAUCAUUAUCAUCACCACCGCUACCUGUCUGAUAAUCUCGCUUGUCUGUCUACUCAUACGGGUUUGCGUGCGGAUAUUCCUCAAUCCACCAUGGGGAUCAGAUGACAUCAUCCUGUUGGGUGCGACGACCUCUGCUAUCGCCGAGUCGAUUAUCAUCUUUCAAGCCGCGAGCAUUGGGUUUGGGACGGACAUGUCGUUACUCACCAAAAACGCCGUGGAUGGCGUGCAAAAUUCCCUUCUCGCGGCCAAUAUCUUGUACCUCUUCACUCUAUACCUCUCGAAAUGCUGCAUCGUUGCAAUCUACUUACGCUUGACGCCCCGGAAGCGCCACAAGGGCAUCCUCUGGGCGACCUUUGGGCUUAGCACAUUCUGGGUUAUUUUCUCUGUAAUGGCUAUUGCAUUCAACUGCGAGGGAAAUAAACCUUGGGUUGUACCUGGUGAACAAUGCCAUAGACUGUUUUCCCGCUGGCAAGCAAUCGCCGCCUUCGAUAUUUCGACCGAAAUCUUAUUAUUCACCUUUUGCAUCGCGCUUAUUUGGGGUCUGCAGAUGCACAUGUCACAUAAAAGCGUGAUCAUGGUAUCCUUUGCGGCGAGACUACCACUAAUUGUGCUCUCCGCCCUUCACCUCUUCGCCCUGAAAGAAUAUACAACCAUCAAAAACCCUACUUUCACCGCAAUCCGCCACAUGAUCUUCACUCAGGUCCACCUCAACUACGCUCUGAUAGCAUGCACGGCCUUCUGCCUGCGCCCAUUCAUGAAUGCACUCACAACCCACUAUGGCACAGCCGGGGACUCCAGCCUCCUCGGUAGUAGCAACGGUGACUACGGCUACAGGUAUGGCUCCAGGAGACGGGGGAAUGCAGACCUCUACACAUCGGGGCGGUCGCGGGAUUCUGAGAUAGGGUCUGUGAAAGGACGACCUGGGCGCCGGGCGAGCGGCAUUAUCAAGGAGAGGCUAUACGUGGGCGAGGGAACGGGAAAUGGGACAGUUGUUUGUGAGGCUCCAGAGCCGCCGCACUUAGCAGAGGAGAUGUCCGAAGAGGAUAGGGACAGUAUGCGAAGUGGGAGUGAUGGAAGUAUGAAGAUGAUCAUUCGGAAGCAUGUGGAGUAUUCUGUUUCUGUGGGACAUCCAUAG
Molecule: messenger RNA, 1191 nt
Organism: Penicillium digitatum Pd1
Lineage: Eukaryota; Fungi; Ascomycota; Eurotiomycetes; Eurotiales; Aspergillaceae
Source: RefSeq, a predicted model, not a curated record